Molecule: messenger RNA, 888 nt
Organism: Sparassis crispa
Lineage: Eukaryota; Fungi; Basidiomycota; Agaricomycetes; Polyporales; Sparassidaceae
Exons: 3
Coding region: 1-888 (295 amino acids)
Source: RefSeq, a predicted model, not a curated record
AUGGGCAGGUGGGGUGCUUACCUCGUCACCGUCGGUACUGAACCGGGCGUGUAUGACUCUUGGGACGAGGCUGCUGACCGAGUGAUGAAUGUGCCCGGAGCGAUAUACAAAGGAUUUCCUAGCAAGCAGGAGGCUCAAAAUGCAUUCCGCAAGGCGCAGGCGCAAGGGAGAGUCAGGGCGGUUCAAACCGGCACGAACAUCUAUCACAGUGUACCGCCGCCCACACAGACGGCAACGCCGACCCACAGCUACGCGGCUCCCUUCACCCCGCCUGGUGGACGACUUGCGCGCGCCACCAGCAUGCAACCUUCCAGUCCAGCCUCUUCGUACCAUGGUGCACGCACCUCGUCUUCUCCUACGACAGGAGUGACCAAGAUAGAGCCCGGCUUCUCCAGCCGGAGUGUGAGCGCAAUGAGCUCUCCAGCCUCACACACGAGGUCUCCCCAGAGGAUCGUGCGGAGCCGCACGCUCGAUGCGCAGGUGCAGACCUACAACCCGCCGACCUCGCCUGUGCCGCGCUCUCCCGCCACCCCUCGUGGCAGCGCGAGCUACUGUACAUGUCACUCGACGUGCCCAAAGUGCCACCAGCGUUACCCUCCCGAGCUCCGGUCUGCCAGCCGUAGCCCGUGGACUGGCCCCAAGCAUGAGCAUCGCUCGCCUCCGCGGUCACCCAAGCAUGAGCAUCGUUCGCCUUCACUGACACCGAACCUGACGCCGCUCGUCGGCCUUGGGCUGAGCCAGCCCAUGCAUGCAUCGAACGUUAUGUAUGAAGCUGGUCAGGACCCGCGCUCACCAGUGCAUCGCACCAUGCUCAUUCCCGCGAGUGUUCCCAUCUUCAACAGACCUUCUCCGCACAUGUCCAUUGACAGUGUGCUGUUCCGGCACUAA